AUUUAAAUAAAGGGCAAUCUACAGGAGUAGUGGGGGCGAUCUACUUCUUAUAAUCAUUAAGCAAUAUUCAUAUUUUCAGGUGCAAAGGUAAAACUCAGCCAUUUGAGAACGCGGGGAUAGAAGUAUCCUGAACAAGUUCAAAAUCAAACGGAUCAGAGAGUUGCACACAAAAUCAUGGGUAGAGAUGCUCUCUCCACUCGUAUUGAGGCUAUUGACAAAAAGCUAGCUGGGACUCCAAUUAAUGCUGAAGAGCGUUCUAUAUUUAAAGUGCACGAGCUGUUACUCAAGGUAAAUGAGAAGGCUUACAAACCCGUUCUGCUUGCGAUCGGUCCUUACAAUGACCAUGGCAAGGUUGGGCAUGAGUUUAUGGAAGAGCAUAAACUGAGGUAUCUGAAGCAAAUGCUUCUAAGGAGAAAUGAAUGUAGUGUGAAAGAUUACAUCAGUGCCUUGAGUUAUUUGGAAGAAAGAGCCCGGAAUUGCUAUGCCGAACGCAUUAGCCUGAAAAAAGAUGAGUUUGUAGAAAUGAUGCUACUUGAUGGGUGUUUCAUCAUUGAGCUUUUCCGAAAGUAUGAGGAGUGCAAUUCAGGGGAUAAGCAUGAUCCAAUCUUCCAAAUGAGCUGGAUGCAUAACGUAAUAGCUCGCGAUCUACUGUUAUUUGAAAAUCAACUUCCAUACUUUGUUCUCACUAAAUUGUUCGAGAUGAGUGCGAGUGACCAGGCACCACUUCCUAAUGCAUCCAUACAUUCUGUAGAACACAUCGUCGAUAGUGAGCAGAACAAUGAAAUUACCCGUCUCAGAAGCUCAGUCUCCAACGAUCAGAGUGGUCCGACAGGACUUAGUGAUCUUGCCAUUUCUUUUUUCUCUGGGUCAUUACCAUUUCAAGAUUGGGAAGUCAAACCAUCGAUCUAUUAUUCAACCGAAAAGCCACUUUGUCGGAUGCAUAAAGCUAUCACUCCUCCACUCGAAAAAAUAGUACAUGAGCAUGAUCUAAAGGUUGGAGAAAUAUUCAAGAAAGAAGAUUUUAAGCAUCUACUUGAUCUAAUACAUACAAUGAUCACGCUUUCAGUAUUUGAUAUGCAACUAGAUCGUGCCAUAGAACUUCAAGAUGUUGGAUGGAAAUUUGGCCUGAUACGUAGACUUGCAAGUCCUUUACUUGCAAAAAUGGAAAAUAUAAAGAAGGGCAGUAAGAAAUUUAUGGAGCUAGUUUCUAUAGAAAGGAAUGAAGACCGCAAGUCAAAACAUUGUGGAGCCAAAUUCGAGAUGAUAGAGAAGUUUAUGCGCCUACCUUUUUUGAAUAAGAUUGAAAAUUGGAAGUCAAUUCCUAACUGCAGAGAAGUUAAAGAGCUUGAAGUCGUAAAGUCAAUACCCAGUGCAACGGAGCUUAAAGAGAGUGGAGUCAAAUUCAAGGCGGCAAAGCAAUGUUGCACGUUUGCCAUAAAUUUUAGCAAUGGGGUAUUGGAAAUUUCGCCUUUGAGAAUAGAAGAUGAAACUGAAACUUUUUUGCGAAAUCUAAUUGCAUUUGAGCAAUAUAGUGAUCCAAACAAUGAUUCGAGUUAUGUCACCGACUAUAUAUGCUUCAUCGAUGAUCUCAUUAACUCUCCAAAGGAUGUUGAAUUACUCCGUCGGAAAGGAAUCAUUGAAAAUUGGUUGGGUGAUGAUGAAGUUGCUUCCACCAUGGUUAACAAGCUUGGCCACCAUGUCACCGUUUCACCCAGCAAGUCCAUUUACAUUGAAACUUCCACUGAUUUGAACAAGCACUGUGCCAAACGCCUGAAUGUAUGGAUGGCAAAAUUAAGGCACAUUCAUUUCAAUAGUCCUUGGGCUUUGCUUUCAGUUUUGGCGGCUAUCUUAUUGCUUGGACUUGCAAUUACACAGACUGUAUUUUCCAUUAUUCAUUAGAUUUUUAUGUAGUGUCUUAAUCUUAUUGUUCUCUUAGUUAAUGUAAUAUAAUGUUGAGUUUAAUAGGAUUUUAGAAAUUAAA
Juglans regia (Persian walnut) is the source of this 1981-nucleotide messenger RNA. Its product is annotated as UPF0481 protein At3g47200-like. The record is from RefSeq and is a predicted model, not a curated record. Lineage: Eukaryota; Viridiplantae; Streptophyta; Magnoliopsida; Fagales; Juglandaceae. The transcript is spliced from 3 exons. Bases 175 to 1899 code for a protein of 574 amino acids.